Molecule: messenger RNA, 6361 nt
Organism: Tilletiopsis washingtonensis
Lineage: Eukaryota; Fungi; Basidiomycota; Exobasidiomycetes; Entylomatales
Exons: 7
Coding region: 203-6205 (2000 amino acids)
Biological process (GO): proteasomal ubiquitin-independent protein catabolic process
Cellular component (GO): nucleus; cytosol
Molecular function (GO): peptidase activator activity; proteasome binding
Source: RefSeq, a predicted model, not a curated record
CCCAUCACGAGACCUGUUCCCCCUCCGCUGCUCGCUCGCUUGCUCGCUCGCUCCGAUCACGAGCAGUGCGCUACGCCUGCACGCACCGCCCGACGCCAGCGCUCCUUGCGUCGCGCAGCAGGCCGCGUCAGCUGCCAGUGUCGAGUUUCCUCAAAAGCCGGCGGUGCAGCCCAGUCCACGGCGCACCCCGCACACCACCAGCAUGGACGACCUCGGCGACGUCGACUCGCCGCUCGCACACGCUGUUGACUACGAGACGUCCGACGAAGAUGAGCCGAUCCCGACGCUGGCGCUUGGCGAGGCGCGCGCCGUGCGCGCCCGCAAGGCCGGCAAGCGCGAGGACCGCAGCAAGAUGAUGGACUAUGCCCGCAGCCUGCCGUACGACUGCGAGACGCUUGAGGAGUUCGACGGCCGUGUCGCUGCCAUCGUGGCGCGCCUCGUCGCGUGUGUGCGAGCCAAGGACUGGGAUGUGGGCUUUGUGCAGUGGAAUCAUAGGCUGCAGUGUCUGCUGUCGCUCAAGUACCCGCUGGAGCGAACAACGCGAGCGCGCCUCGCCCGCAUCUACUUCCACGUCGCCGUGCUGCCUGGCCUCGAGACACGCAUCGUCGAGCUCGCCGCCAACACGUGCAUGGCGCUGAUUGAAUCCAAGAAGCGCAUCAACAAUCACGACCUCGUGCUGCCAUGGCGCCCGCUGCAUGCGCUGCUCGUCAAGGAGCUCUUCCCCAAGAACCGCCGGAGCGACCGCUCGGGCAUCUCCGAGACGCUGCUCGACCUCGCCGAGGUGGCGCAGCGCUUCUUCGACCCUGAUGCGACGGAGGAGAUGCUGCAGACGUUCCUGCCGCGCCUCAAUGGCGCCUCGCUCAGCUCCGUGAUUGCGACGCAGGCGUUCCUCGUGCACUUCCUGCCGCUGUCGCACCCGCAGCGCUGGCUGCCGACGAUGUUCCGCCUGUGGCAGUCCUUCUCGUCGUCGCUCUUCGACGACCAGAUGCUCGACCUGCUCGCUCGCCUGGCCGAGCUGCACGUCGCCGACCCCAGCGCCUCGUCUUCGGCUGCUCGCCGCAAGGUGGCGUGCCAGGCCGACUGGGUCGAGGGCAUUGGCAAGGGCAAGCGCCGCGAGGUAGACGAGACUCGGGCUGCUGAGGACGAGGAGAUCGAGGAGGACUACUCCGGCCUGUGGUCGGACGUCGGCAUCUUCACGUCGGAGCAGUUCGCGCUCAUGAUGACCAAGUGCCUGCGGAGCAUGGGCGUGCCGGUCGGCAGCAGCAAGGCCGCCAGCUCGGCGCUGAUGGGCCAGUCGGUCGGCACCGCGCCGAGCGGCGCCGACGCCGCUGCGUCUGGCCUCACGCUGCAGAUGAAGAAGCCGAGCGACCGGCUGCAUAGCUUCAGCGUCAUCAUCGCAUACUCGAUCAUGCCCGACGGCCCCGUCUCGCCGCCGUCGACCGCCGCACCCACCCCGGGCGUGAGCACGCCAGCGCCGGGCGGCUCCAACGGUGGCCUCGGCGCCGCCUCGCCUGCACAGACCACGUACCUGGCCGGCUCGCGCGCCCUCGACCAGCUGGCAAAGCUCGUGCAGGCCACCGAGACGUCGUACCACCCGUCCAACUGGGGCCUGUGGCAGAUCAACCUCACCAGCUUCGUGUCGAAUCUGACGUGGGAGGUGCUGAAGCGCAGCAAGGAGGAGCAGUCCGACUCGUGCAAGACGCCGCCCGAGCGGCGCCUCACGCCGGCGAUCCUCGGCGAGUUCGUCAAGACGCUGCGCACCGUCACGCUCAUGUCGAUGUUCUCCAAGGACCCGAUGAGCGUCGCCGGCUCGCAGUCGAGUCUGAAGCGCAUGGCGCUCCUCGAGCCAGAUCUGAUCUUCCCAGCGGUGCUGGAGCGCUCGUUCAACAGCCUCGAAGCGCUCGAGACGACCGCACGCACGACGGCCAUCAUUACCGCCCUCUCGACGCUCUCGAUGGGCAUGGUCUCGCGUGAGCUGUGGCGGCCCGGCGGCAAGCACCUGGCGCCGCUGCUGCACGCCACGCUGCUCGGCCUCGACAUCAAUGACCCGCUCAAGAGCAUGAGCAGCUCGCUGUUCAUCCUCAACUCGUGCCUGCUCGUCAAGCUCGACGACCUCACGCGUCCCGAGCUGGUCUCUGCCGCAGAUGACCUUGCGCGGUCGGCGGGCGAGAGCUCGAUGCAAGUCGACUCGCCGUCUGCAGAAGACGGACGCCCGACAGCCGCCGAGGAGGACGAUGCGCUGCGCAUGAGCACGGCCGAGUUGGAAGACUGGAUCGUGACCUUCUUCCGCCGCGUGCUCGCGCUCUUCGAGGCGCUGCCCGAGGAGGGCAAGGGCGGCAGGACCGGCGGCAAGAGCGAGGAGCACGUCGUCAACACGCUGCUUGCCGCGUGCGACACCGUCUGCUCAGCCAUGUCGGGUCACUUCUUCGACCUCACCUUCCGCGUCGUGACGGAGUACUGCGCCACGACCGUCAACGCCACGGCUGUGCGCGUCAUUGGCGCUCUCGUCAGCUGCUUCGCACGUGCCGACUCGGCAAAAGUGCUCAACCGCCUCGUGCCGCUCUGUGCGGAUCAGAUCGAGAGCGAGCUGGCCUCCGGCGCGAGCUCCGAGCGCACGACGAGCACGAGCAUCCCUGUGGCUAGCGACGCCGCUCUGCACUGGCAUCUCAGCAUCCUCAUCGGAGCAGUGGCCAAUGCCGGCACCGCCCUGCUGCCGCACCGCCAGCGCCUGCUGGCUCUGCUGCGCGUCGUCGCGGACAAGACGCAGACCGAGCGCGGCUACUCGUUUGCCGCACGGCUGGUGCAGCGUCUGAUCACCUCGCUCGUCGGCAUCUACCCGGGCGAGCAGCGAGCCUGGAGCCCUGAGCAAUGGGACAGCGCCGAGAUGCAGGCGCGCAGCCACCUGCAGUGGGGCCAGAUGUGCCUCGCCAAGGACGCCAACCUGAGCUGGCACGUGCCGAGCGCCGAGGAGAUCGACUUUGCGCUGGAGAUCCUGGCGCAGGUCGGCGGCAGUGCACUCGACACCGUCGAGCGUCUGCAGCAGCCCGACGCGACGCGGGACAAGGUCUGGUCGAACGACUUCUGCCGCGCCCUCACGCUCGCGCGCAGCUGCUUCAUGAGCGUGGCCAACAUGGCAGAGGAGGACGAGGAGGGCGGCGGAGCAGCGGCAAUGGACUGCGGCGACGAGGUGCCCGAGUUCAUCGCCAUUCCGCCGCGCUUCAAGGCCGGGUUCGUCCUCACUGACCGCGACGACACGCGCUACAAGACCGUCAUGGCGUUCCGCAAGCGCUUCGGCGAGACGCUCCAUCGCGCCGCGCAGAGCACGCAGGAGUCGGCGGCCGAGGACCAGAUCGACUGCGUGAAGCUGCUGGUGCGCUCGAUUCGCACGUUCAUGAUCACGUACGCAUACUACGGCGAGGACUACAAGUCGCACGCGCGCUCGCUCGCGUUCUUCCGCUCGAUCUCCAAGAUGUACGCCAAGCAGCGGCUGCACCCGCGUAUCUUCUGGAUCCGCCGUGCCGCGCACUACCACAGCAGUCGCGCUCGUCUGGCGUCGUUCCACCGCCGCCGCACUGCGCUCGACGAUGCGCUCAUUGCCGAUGUGCUCGAGCUGUGCCUGUCCAACUACGUCGGCAUCCGCAAGACGGCCCAGGGAGCGCUCGGCGAGAUUGCCUCGUACUACGACGGCACGCGCGUCCUUUGCCUGCCGAAGCUGCUCGACGCGGUGAAGCUCACGGCCGCACAAGGCACGAGCGACAAGAGCGACGACCGCUUCAAGGGCGCGCUCUACGUGCUCGGCAGCAAGGGCAUGAUGAACAUGUGUGUCGUCGACGCACGCUUCACGACGCGCUACAUUCUCGCGCUGCUCUCGGCGCAGAACCACUCGAAGCCGUCGAUCCAGAAGCUCGUGCGCAUCAACCUUGAGAACGCCCUGGCGCGCUUCCACUCGCCGAUGCGCAUCCAGCUGCAGUCGGACGAGCUCGACGAGGCGCUCUCGCUUGCCGAGCAGGUGCCGCAGUACGAGGCCGUUGGCGCGGAAUUGCUCGACGCGGUGGCGACACGGCGCACGCAGCGGCUGGACACCAUCAACAGCAUGCAUGCGGAGCUGACGCCUCGCUUGCUCGAGCUGGCCAAAGCGCCCGAGACGCACUGGGCGUAUGCGCUGGUGGCGCUACGCCUGCUCCGUGCAAUUGGCGUUCGCAGCGAUCAGCCGCUGCAUGCCGGCCUCGCAGCCUAUCUCGGCAGCCAGGUGAUCAGCGAGAACCCCAAGACGCGCCGAUCUGCGCAGCUAGCCGUCACGAAGGUCCUGUACACGCUCAAGCUCCGCUCGCUGUGCAAGGACGACGCGGCCCUCGUCGCCGGCGAGCCCACGAACCCGCUCAAGCACGAGGAGCAGCUGCCGCUGCCAGUGUCGCGCGAGUGGAACGACGCACACUGGGCGAGCUUCGCCGAAGGCUCGAUGGAGCCCGGCGUCCGCCUCUUCGACAAGACGACGUCCGGCUGGCUGGUCUGGGGCAAGAAGCUGUCGUACUACUCCGCGCCGCCGGAGGACGUGCCGGCCUUCGCCUGGGAGGAGGCCUCGAUGGGCGCCGUCGACGCGCUGCGCGAGUGCAUCCGCAGCGAGGCGUGGUGGGAGUCCUUUGCGCGCCACCUCAGCCAGGAGAAGGACCGCGACUACCUCAGCGGCGAGAGCGUCGACCUCAUCAAGUCGCUGUGCCAGGUCUUCGGCGCCGAGGUGCUGCCGAAUCUGCAGCCGCGCGUGCUCGCGCUCAUUGGUCAAGCCGACCGACAUGGCCACCGCGCCGCCGGCGAGCUGCUCGGCGGCUGCCUGCGCGGCUCCAAGCACUGGCCGCUCAAGGCGCAGCGCGAGCUCUGGAGCUUUGUGUCCGACCUCCUGCCCCGCAUCUUCCGCGAGAGCACACCCGACAGCCAGCCGGCGUGGCAGAUGAUGGUCGAGCACUGUCUCAGCGGCCGCGACCCUCGCCGUUCUGCACCGCUGCUGCACUUCGCUAUCGAGGCUGCGCGCGAGGCUCUCGGCGAGGACGCCACGGGUAUCAGCCCGUGGGAGCAGUCGAAGCGCCUCGGCAUGCUGCGCGGCGUGGAGCGCUCGCUCGGCACCAAGUUCUUCGCCUGGGCCUCCGAGUUCACACAGCUCUACACGGACGCGCUCUCGUCCGACUACGCCGAGGUGCGCAUCAACAUCAGCGAGGGCCUGGUGGACCUCGACCUGCUGCGCGUCUCGCCGUCAUUCGGAAGCGUGCCGCUGCUGCUCGACUCGUGCGCGACGGGCUCCGGCUCGCUCUUCGCGAAACCGGAGGUGUACGCGGGCCGCUUCGCCAAGAUCCAGGCGGCGCUGUCCGAGUGGCGUCCGCAGCGUGUGCCGAUGGCCACCGGCACCUCGAAGUACGACCGCGGCGCGCUCACGACACUGAUGUGGAUCAGCGCCUCGAUGGGCGACCACCGCGUCUCUGCGCUGCCGGACCUUGCCAUCGACUUCCUGCCGCACAUCUUUGAGAUGCUCGAGCUGCAGGACAACGUCGAGCUGCAGGCGACGGCACGCCGCGUGCUGUACCGCAUGGCCUGCUUCCCGUGGUCGGCGGCCAGUGCCGCACGCUUCGUCUCGGCGCUGCUCUCGGUGGUGCGCGCCUCGCGCGAGUCGUGGCGCACGCGGCUGGAUGUGCUGCCGGUGCUGCAGGUCGCCUUCUUCCAGAAUCUGUUCAGCCUCGAGCAGGCGGCGAUCCACGAGAUCGUCGAGCUGCUGUUCGAGCUGCUGGCCGACGCGCAUCUCGAGGUGCGCGAGAUGGCCGCCACGACGCUCGGCGGCAUCGUGCGCUGCAGCCAGCGGCAGAUCAUCGCGACGCUCCGCAAGCGCUUCACCGCCACGAUCCUGAGCGUGCAGCUGCCCAAGCGUAGCGACGCGGGCUUCGCGGCGGCGCUGCUGAAGCUGCACUCGGGCAUCCUCGGCGUGACGGCGCUGCUCUCGGCAUUCCCUUACGAGGUGCCGAGCUGGAUGCCCGCCCUGAUCUGCGAGACACUCGUGCACCACGACGACUCGCCGCCGCCAGUCUCGACGACGGUGCGCAAGGCGGCCGCCGACUUCAAGCGCUUUCACCAGGACACGUGGGAGCAGGACGCGCCGCUCUUCGGCGACCGGCUGAGCGAGGUGUCCGAGUGGGCUCGCGGCAGCUCGAGCUACUUUGCAUAGAGAGGCCACGGCCGCGACCAUGUAGCAUGAGCACCGCGUAAUGAGACUCCGUAGACAGCAGAGGGUGUCACGGGAGGCAGCGGCGCUAGCUUCCACCGUCGUGGUCCGAGAGCCGGAGCAAGGCACUCGUCCAUCGCAGCCGAGUUCCUGCUUAUU